Batrachochytrium dendrobatidis JAM81 is the source of this 1603-nucleotide messenger RNA. RefSeq names its product tyrosine--tRNA ligase TYS1. Gene Ontology annotation, molecular function: tRNA binding; tyrosine-tRNA ligase activity; ATP binding. Lineage: Eukaryota; Fungi; Chytridiomycota; Chytridiomycetes; Rhizophydiales. The transcript is spliced from 5 exons. Gene Ontology annotation, biological process: tyrosyl-tRNA aminoacylation. Gene Ontology annotation, cellular component: methionyl glutamyl tRNA synthetase complex. The coding region runs from base 3 to 1556 and encodes 517 amino acids. The record is from RefSeq and is a predicted model, not a curated record.
CAAUGACCCCAAAUGAGAAGUUUGAGUUGAUUACUCGCAACUUGCAGGAGCAUCUUGGCGGUGAUAAGAUCAAGGAGGUUUUGGCCACUAGAGAUCUCAAAGUGUAUUGGGGAACUGCACCUACUGGUAAACCUCAUAUUGGCUAUUUUGUGCCCAUGACCAAAGUUGCCGACUUUCUCAAGGCUGGAUGUGAAGUCACUAUCUUGUUUGCAGACAUGCAUGCGUUUCUUGACAAUCAAAAGGCUCCGUGGGAUUUAUUGAAACUACGCACCAGCUACUAUGAAGCAACAAUCAAAUCCAUGUUGACUUCUAUUGGUGUUCCCAUCGAAAAACUCAAAUUUGUAGUGGGCACAUCCUAUCAGCUCAGCAAGGAGUAUUCGCUGGAUGUAUACCGACUUUUGUCCAUGACUACUGAGCACGCUGCCAAAAAGGCUGGUGCAGAAGUUGUCAAGCAAGUCGAAUCCCCUUUGCUAUCGGGUCUUGUUUACCCUUUGUUGCAAGCACUUGAUGAAGAGUAUCUAGGUGUCGAUGCUCAGUUUGGCGGUGUGGAUCAGCGCAAAAUCUUUACGUUUGCUGAAAAGUUUUUACCACAAUUAGGGUAUGCCAAGAGAGCACAUCUCAUGAACGUCAUGGUUGGUGGUCUCAGUGGAUCCAAGAUGAGUUCAUCUGAUCCCGAUUCAAAGGUGGAUUUGCUUGACGAGCCUGAUUCCGUUGUUGCCAAGCUGAAAAAGGCAUUUUGUGAAGAAGGAAAUGUGGAUGAUAAUCCUAUUCUAGCAUUUAUCAAAGCCGUCGUGUUUCCUGUCAACUCUCUUACAAAUCCAUCUUAUACCUUUACAAUUGAGCGACCUGAAAAAUAUGGUGGAAAUGCCGAAUACAGCACUUAUACUCAUCUUGAGGAGGCUUUCCGUGAAAAAUUGGUUCAUCCUGGAGAUCUCAAAUCUGCUGCUGCCAAGGCCAUCAACUCUCUUUUGGAACCCAUUCGUGCCAACUUCCACAACAGUCCCGAACUGAAACAAAUGGCUAUUGAUGCCUAUCCUACUCCAAAAGCCAAGGUCGAGGCCGAGAUUUCUCGUGUUGAUAUUCGUGUUGGAAAGGUGAUUGAAGUAACAGCUCAUCCCGAACGUGACAAUCUUUAUGUUGAAAAAAUUGAUUUGGGAGAAGCAACGGGACCUCGUACUAUUGUCAGCGGACUGGCAAAAUAUCUCACCAAGGAAGAAUUUACUGGACGCCUUGUUCUUGUUGUGGCCAAUCUCAAGGCAUCUAAAUUUGCAGGUGUUUUAUCUGAAGGCAUGGUUCUUGCUGCUUCAAAUGCGGACAAGUCUGUUGUAGAGCUUCUUGAACCAAACGAGGAUAGCAAAAUUGGGGAGCAAGUUACGUUUGACGGAUUUACCUUUUCUCCCGAUCAGACACUCAAUCCCAAGCAUAAGGUGUUUGAAAAGUGCGCAGUGGAUUUCUUGACAACUGAGGAAUGUGUUGCUACUUACAAAAACAUACCAUUCAAGACAAGUCAAGGCCAAGUGACCGUGCAUUCUCUUCGCAAGGCCACGAUUAGUUAAGCUUGGGACGAAUCUGAUCUGCAAUAAAUACGAUUUCUUUUAUAUUC